UUUUUGUUGUCUACGAAUAGCUACGCAUUUUAAAGAUUGUUUUUCAAUGUUGAAAUCUAUACAUUCAUAUUUACGCAUGAUAGAGAAUAUAUCCACCUAACAAGAAACUAAAUUUUGCACUUUUACAGAGUCCUACUGACAGUUCACACAUUAAUAAUGGCUAAAAAGGCAUAUCAGAAAUUAACAUCCAUCCUUAGGAAAGGUAGUGCUGAAGAUUUUGAAGUUUUUUGUGAGCCUUGUGACAGAGCUGAUUUUAGAACACCAGCCUUUGGAUACUGUUUGGAUUGUAAGGAACAUUUAUGCCAAUCAUGUUAUAGCACUCAUAGAAGACCAAAACCACUUCAGCAUCAUCAACUUAUAGACAAUCCAAACAUGUCACUUCAGGAAACUCUUCAGAAAUUAUCAAAGUCAGGUGAACAGGCUGAUGAGUUUUCAAAUUAUUGUGCUAAACACAUUAAAGAAGUGAUCAAACUGUAUUGUCAUGACCAUAGUGCACUGGUUUGCAGUGUAUGUGUUGCACUAGAACAUGUGUCCACAUCUUGCCAUGUGGACUACAUACCCGAUAUAUCAGGACAGACUUUAAACAGCACUGAGUUAAAUGAAACUCUGAAAGACCUUGCCAAUAUGCAAGACAAGUGCAUCAAGGCUGUAGAUAAUCUAAAACAAAGCGUUGCUAAAUCAACAACUUCUUUGAAAGAUGCAGAAUCAGAUAUAGCUAACUUCAGAAAAGACAUCAACACAACAUUAGAUGAACUAGAAAGAGAAGUUAAAGAUAUUGCAUCAACACUCCAAAAUGACAACAAUAAAAAGUUGCAAACUACAGAAACAACAUGUGAUGACAUCAACAAAUCUCUUCAAUCAUCAGCAGAUACACUUUGGGAUCUGUACACAGACAAGAAAGUUGACCAACUCUUUAUUGAAUUAAAGAUAGCUCAGCAACUGAUUCUUGACAAUAAACAAAAGAUCUUACAGCUUCCAGCAGCCAUAGACAUUGGUGAAUACAAAUUUGAACCAAAUCAACCGAUCAAAACACUCCUUCAGAAUGAGAAAUCAUUAGGAACAAUCAGAAGUAAGAAACAUAUGCAAUCAGCCAAACCAAUUAACCAGGCUAUGGUAGAAAUUGAAAUAUCAGAUCCUAAAUACAUCAAUGUCAAAACACCAUCAGAUGAAAGCGAUUGCAGAAUUACUGGUAUAACAUUCUCUCCUACUCAAAAUCAAAUAUUUGUAGCAGAUUUCAUCAACAAGUCAAUCAAAAUGAUUGACAUCAAAAGUGGAGUUAUUCAACAACUACUGGUUGAGUCGAAGCCAUGUGAUAUCACAAUAAUCACUGGGGAUACACUUGCUGUUACAUUACCACGAAGCCAUACAAUACAAUUCCUUUCCUUCUCCUCAAAUUCGGUGUCACCAAGAAACAAACUGAGAGUAGAAGGGCAGUGUUUUGGUAUCAGUCAUCAUCAAGGAAAACUUGCCGUAGCCUUUCCAUUACAGGGCAGCCUUCUUAUCAUGGAUUUGGAAGGUACUGUACAAAUAAAACUUGCAACAGAUUCCCAUGGCGACAACAUUUUUAGUCAUCCUAGUUAUGUCACAACUGAUAACAAGUCAAUCUAUGUAUCUGACAGGGACAAGAGUGCGAUAUUAUGUUUAGACUGGCAGGGAAAAGUCAUAAGAAAGUAUGGCGGAAUCAAAUGGCCAAGUGGUAUUGCAUUGUUAGAUGAUGGAUCAUUCUUAGUCAGUGAUUACAAAAGACACAGCAUAAUAAAAGUAAGCGGUGACUGUCAAGACAGCAAAAUUGUACUGGAGGAUAUAGAAAGUCCUUGGGCCAUGUGUUGGUGUGCAAAUGUCAGUAUAGUCUGUGUAAGUAGAUACAAUAGCAGCUGUACAGAAUUAAACAAUCAUAUUGAGUUGUACAAAACAAUAUAAAAUUUAACGAAGAGAACACUGAAAUGAUGAAAACAUCAGGUUAUGGGAUGUAUAUCCUUAGAAGUCUCUGUAAAAUUGCUUUAAAACAUACGCGUGCAGAGGUCAAUCUAUAUCAUUGUUCUCAUAUUGUUUAUAAGAUAUAAUUUUAAAGACAUUUUUGACAAAGUAUGAAUUACCUCCCCUGGAUGCCAGUUUUGGCAAGGGAGUUGCAUAUUUUAAAAACUGGGAAAUAUUUAUUGUAAAAAAAGUAGGAGAGGUUAUUAGUUUUGCAUAUUUUGAUUCAUUUUAGGCAAUUUAUGAGGAUUGUGUCCUAUUUAAAUAUAAAAAAUCUGUUUAUAUGACAAUAAAAUUAUUUACUUUUCAAAAUACUUCCUGGUUCAAAUAUUUACAAAAAUAAACAUAUAUCGGAGAUUUAAAUUUAAAUUUUUAUAUAGUUUCAUAGAGAUUCAUUGCAGAAGCACUUUGAAUCAUUAAUAAUGUAAAAUCAAUAUCUUAACUUUUAUAUCAUUCAUGGCAGGUGUUGCGUUCAUUGAACGCCGCCUUUCCUUGUUGAUCUUGUUGAUCAUAUUAUAUAUAUAUUAAACUAGACCUAUUUACGGUUAACUUAUUCAUAAAUGAAAUACUGUUUUCUAAAUGACUAUGAAAUAGGUCUGAAAAAAAGAAAGAAAUUAAGACAAGCAAUAUCUAUGUAUAAACUUUGCAUAGAUCAAUGAAGUAAAUCGGUUUUAACAAGAUAUUCUACAAAAUGGCUACCGGUAGAGAAAUAGAUACGGAUAUUCUUUCUGAUGAAAUAUUUGAUGUACUUUGUUCAAUGUGUAAAAAUCGAGGUAAAAACAGAAGGUGAAAAAUUCUGUCUGAACAGUCACGAUUAUUUCUGCAUAAAAUGUGUAAAAAUUCACAAUCAAGUGCCUGUAUUAGCUGGUCACAAGGUGUUGGAGAAAUCUCAGCUUAAGUCAAUACCAGUAAAGGUCUACCAAGGGCACCAGCAGAGAGAUGUGACAGAUACAGUCAUAAACACAUUGAUAUGUACAUGUAUGGCAAUUGAUUACAGGUAACUUAAAGCAUAAUGAUUCACUUUAUUCAUUAACUAUAAGAAGUACUAUGCUUAUCCUUGGGUAAAAUAUUUCAAUCAUGGUAAUUUAUUGAAAUCUAUAAAAUUCUUACUGAAUAUGUCUAAUUUGAAUAAAAGAAUGAAUAAACUUUGUAUGGGAAGCUGCGUUCCCUAUUACAGAUCAAGUAAAAAACAAGAAUAAAGAUCAACAAGGCAAAGGCAACGUUCACAGGACUGGAGUGGACAAAAGGGUGAAAGGAGUGGGAAAUGUAAUGUGAAAUAAUAUAAACUAUAACGGGCCCAUAAGGGAAUUAAAUGGAUAAGGGCUGAAAGGGUGAAAAGGUGGGGGGGGGGGUAAAAAUGGGAGAGGGGGGAUUGAGAAAAUACCUACCGUCAACGUCAAUCCAACAACACAGACAUCACAAAACAUGUAAACAUUAAAAAAUGGGCAACAAUACAGACAUGAAAAAUACUUGAAGGAACACAGAGGGGUCAAGCUGGUCUGUUCUUAAAAAGAAUGUUUUUUAGUGUGUACAGUUUAAAAAAUAUUUCUUCUUCGUAUGACGUAAAGUCAUAUUUAUUUAUUAUCUAAAAUUAACUGUGUAGCAAUUAUAAAUAUUUUCUUAUAUCGAAUUUGAGCAUUGUAUACAUUUAAAUGUUUGAGAUUUCCUGUUUAGUGAUUUUUUUCCGUCAGUUGAUCAUUGACCAAGAACUGAUGGCCAGUCAAUUUUUAAAUUUUGAGAAAAAGAAUUCCUGGAAUGGCAUUGGAUUGUUAAUCAUUUUGUCAGGUAAUUGAAAUAAGUCAUUCUUUAAGUUAGAUAGUGGUUAAUAUAAAAAUCUUUAAGUCAGGUAGAGGCUAAUAUAUUUACCCUAUCACUCUGCUCCAAACUAAAUGAUAUAUCAUGUAAAGAUAUAUGCUACA
Messenger RNA from Ruditapes philippinarum (Manila clam), 3893 nucleotides. RefSeq names its product E3 ubiquitin-protein ligase TRIM71-like. Lineage: Eukaryota; Metazoa; Mollusca; Bivalvia; Venerida; Veneridae. Bases 157 to 1920 code for a protein of 587 amino acids. The record is from RefSeq and is a predicted model, not a curated record. Gene Ontology annotation, molecular function: zinc ion binding; protein binding; ubiquitin-protein transferase activity. The transcript has 2 exons. Gene Ontology annotation, cellular component: nucleoplasm; chromatin. Gene Ontology annotation, biological process: positive regulation of DNA-templated transcription.